AUGACGGCACUGCGCGAGAAGGACGCGCCAUGGGGACGCGUGUACGUCCUGCACUGCGCGCACUCUCAUACUGAUUUCCGGAUCCCAGAGAUCGUGGCGAGUGCAGAGUACCUGGGCUUGCGUCAUGAAUUGCUGCCUACGCCAUCGCGCGAGUGCCCAGACGGCCUACUCGGCGAUGUCUCACGUCCGUUUAUGCUGUGUAGGUUAGAGGACGACGAGGCAGCGCGCCAGAUGCUACGUAGAUGCUCGUGUCUCCGUGGCAUUUGGGAGCUGUGGGCCUGUGCGGAUACGUAUGUCGACUUGCAUGCACGAAAUCAGGCACGGCGGGCGUAUGAGCCAUGGCUCGCGCCGCAGUACACAUGGAAGGCCCUGAUGCAAGGAUUCAACGUGGCCAUGGGCAGCAAGCGACGUAUUGCCUUGAUCGAGUCGUUUUCGUACAUGGACUUUAAGGGGCCCACACAGAUGCGAGGCUCUGACGUGACGUGGGGCGUCUUGGAAGAGUACCGCCGGCCUACCGACCCACAAGACGUAGAAGCGCGUGGCCAUGCCGAGUUGGGCGAUCGUGAUCCACGUCUCGUCCAGCUCUUUUUGGGCCGCAAGAUCAAGGAUCGAACGGGCGCGAUGCCUGCGCGAGACUUGAUCGAUGCGCUCGACCUGAAAAAGCGUACCUACAUCGGGAAUACCAGUAUGGAGAGCGAAAUGAGUGUGAUUAUGGCGACGAUGGCCCUGGCUGGUCCCGGCCAGUUUAUUUACGAUCCGUUUGCAGGGACGGGCUCGAUGCUCUAUGCGUGCUCUAUGCUGGGCGCCUUUACGUUCGGCAGCGAUAUCGAUGGGCGUAUGCUGCGCGGCAAAGAUCGGCAAGGCCCGUCGGGUAUUACACGCAGUGCCCAGCAGUAUGGAUUGCGGGGGCGCGUGGUCGAUACAGCCGUAUUUGAUAUGACGCAGUCGCCGUGGCGUGUGCCCUUCCGUGGUGAGGUAGGCCUGUUUGAUGCGAUUGUGACAGAUCCUCCCUAUGGCGUACGUGCAGGCGCCAAACGACAAGGCCGAAGGAAUAUCGAACACCAGCGUGACGAGCCGUUCAUUAUGGCCGAUGGCCGCGCUGCUCAUACCCUGCCUGACUAUAUCCCGCCGACCAAGCCGUACCACCUCUCGGAGCUAAUCGCCGAUUUGCUGGCAUAUGCCAGCGCAUUGCUCAGGCCAGGCGGCCGCCUGGUGUUCUGGCUGCCGACCAUGACGGAGGACGACGUAGAGACUACGAUCCCGGAGCAUAAACACUUUGUGCUGGUCGCGCACAGUCUGCAAGACUUUGGCCGAUGGGGCCGUCGCUUGAUUACCAUGCAGAAAAAGGACGACGCGGCACAGAGCACGAUGCCAUCCAGCUACGAUCGCAUGGCCGUGCCUCGACGCAUGCUCGCGAAUGAGAAACCAGACGAAUUCCGCAAUCGCCUAUUUACGCCGCCCCCGGCCACGUCUUCGUAG
Molecule: messenger RNA, 1479 nt
Organism: Malassezia pachydermatis
Lineage: Eukaryota; Fungi; Basidiomycota; Malasseziomycetes; Malasseziales; Malasseziaceae
Product: trna guanosine-2 -o-methyltransferase
Exons: 5
Coding region: 1-1479 (492 amino acids)
Biological process (GO): methylation
Cellular component (GO): cytoplasm
Molecular function (GO): nucleic acid binding
Source: RefSeq, a predicted model, not a curated record